Molecule: messenger RNA, 2532 nt
Organism: Prorocentrum cordatum
Lineage: Eukaryota; Dinophyceae; Prorocentrales; Prorocentraceae
Source: the annotation of a GenBank genome assembly
GAGACGGGCCUCCCCUGGAGCGGGUUCGCGUUGCGCCAGCUGCUCCACGUCUUGGUCGGUGUCGACAUCUCCAUCCUCGAUGAGGCCACUCGGAAGGAGAUGGAGUACCUCGCCGAGGCCGUCUUGCAGAGGGCGCCCCUGACGGCCAGCAGCGGCGGCAACCGCGCCCACGGCGCCGUGGACCUGGGCGUGGCGCUGCUGCGCAAGUGCUGCGGCCUCGGGCACGGCAUCAUGCGCCGCUCCGGCAGGGUCCAGUCGCUCGAGGCGCGCUGCAGCAGCCAGGUGGUGCUGCUGGUCAGCGAGUUCUGCGAGUCUGCGGGCACCUGCGCUGGCGGUGGCGAGGACGCUGUCGACGGCGCAGAGGGCGGGCAGUUCACCGUGCAGCUGAGCAUCAAACUCCAGGACCUGAACGCGGCGGUCGAGGAGCGCCAGGCGCUGAAGACGACCCUGGCGGCGCGGAAGGACAAGGCCGUCGCCGACGAGGAGUUUAUCGAGGCGCAGAAGCUCAAGGAGGCGAUGAAGAGGAACGCCAGCGAGCUGAGCGGCCUGGAGCAAGAGCGCGACCGCUUGCAGAAGGAGCGCGACGGCGUCUGCCUGCGCGUGCUGGCGAUCCUCAACGCGCUCCUUCGCUGGACGAGCUCCGACCUGCGCAGGGACCCCGCGCUGCACGGCGCCCUGGACCAGAUCCUGGUGCCCAUGAUGGGCCUGCCCGCCCUCAGCGAGGAGGUGGAGCUCGCCGCGAUCACGGCCAUCUGCCUCUUCUCGGAGCGCGACGGGGCCCUGGCGACCCGGCACUGGGGCCUGAUGCUGGAGCUGCUGCGAGGCCUGCGCCAGGGCGCGGACGCCCGCGCGCAGCCCGUGACGCAGCACACGAGGGCGCGCGCCGGGAUCGCGGCGCGGGCGCUGGCGGACGCUCGCCGCCGCCCUCCUUCACCGAGCGAAAGCGGCUACAUGGACAGGGACGAGGUCAUGAGCGCCGGGUGCGCGCUGGCCGCCGUCCCCUUCGCGGCCCGCCAGGUGACCGUGGAGCCGUUGUGCGGCUGGCUGCUCAACCUCGGCCACCUGUUCUUCGAGGAGCACCUGCGCGAGCCCGUGCUCGAGGUGCAGUGGGCUCUCGGGUGGAUGCUCGUGGAGGUCUUCACCCGGCCGAACCUGGGGAUGGAGGCGAUGCAAGCCAUGGCGCAGGACUUCACCGAUGUAUUGGUGUCGAUGUCGAUGCAGUGGAAACUAGCGUUCCUCCAGUAUCUCAACACAUGCCGCGGCACUGGUGCGCUGAAUUUUCUAAACGCGUUCAGCCUGUGGCUUUGUAUGAUGCUGGUGCGUGGACUUGGUGUCGGCGUGUCUACGAUGAGCUUUAUCGACGAGAGAAUGCGCAUCUUCGUCGCGUGGGAUGCUAUCGCCGCCGUCCCGAGGAAGACUUGCCCGUACGGUAGCGGGACUCCACGACACCGGUACCAGUACGGUGUUGGGACCUCGCGGUACCAGUACGGUACCAGGACCGAGGCCGGCACAGACGCGGCUGGUGCGGUAUCGUCCAGUAUUGCGGAGACGCUCGGUACGGCACCGUCCGGUGCGGCGGCCGCGGCCAGUAAGGUGGAGCACAAGGUGAUGGAGGUGAAGGAUGAGCCCGGCGUUGAGAAGAAGGAGCUGGCCGCGCCCGCUGGGCCGGCGGAGGCCGGCCCGGAGCCGGGCAGCCUCUCCGCCCGCCUGGCGCAGUUCUUCGCGGUGCUCCCGAAGCUCCCCGGCAAGCACGGCGCGCCGCUCCUCUCCCUGGCCGCCGAGGCCGUGGCCGAGAGCGGCCUCUGGCGGCGCGCCGCCCUGCUGCCGAAGGAGGAGGCGGGCGCGCGGACGCGCUGGGAGCGCGGCUUCUCGUGGCCGCAGCUCUUCGACUUCGCCCACCAGCGCCUGCCGGCAGACAUGCGGCUCCGGCUUUGGCGCAGCUCCCUGCAGCUCUGCGUGGCCGAGCCCGCUCUGUCCACGCUGGCGGAGGUCCCUUUCGCACUGGCGGCCGCGGCGGCGGACGCCCCUGCGGGCGCCACAGACGUGCUCCACGAGGCCAUCGCUCUCGGGGCCGACCCCGUGGCGCUGGCGCCAGUCGCCAAGGCGCUGGGCGGGGCGCCGCGCGGCGGGGUCCAGCAGGCGCUGCUGACGCAGGCGGAGGCGAAGGCCGCGGAGGCGCAGCGCAGGGCGGCUUUGGAGGAGCUCGGGAUCGAGGUCGAAUCGUGGGCCCCCGCCCACGUGCCGGUUCCAGACGCGGCCCCGCCGCAGCACCGUGCACGGAUCGCGCGCGGCAUCUCGCGCUCCGGGUCCAGCGGCGAGCUGCGCCAGGCCGCCUCGGGCCCGCUGAAGCGGGGCAUCUCGGCGGCCGCGCCGGAGGAGGCGCAGGGCGACGCGGCGCCUGCCGUCGUGGAGGUGGAGGAGCGCAUCAACGCGGCCGCCACGCCGCUCUUUGCCAACAAGCGCCGCCGCAAGAUCGACUGGGCCGCCAAGGAGGCCCUGGGCCAGCCCACCAGCGACGCCGUGGCCGCCUGA